Arachis stenosperma is the source of this 3626-nucleotide messenger RNA. Its product is annotated as la-related protein 1A. NCBI's taxonomy places the organism in Eukaryota, Viridiplantae, Streptophyta, Magnoliopsida, Fabales, Fabaceae. Gene Ontology annotation, biological process: mRNA stabilization. Gene Ontology annotation, molecular function: RNA cap binding. The coding region runs from base 427 to 3153 and encodes 908 amino acids. The transcript has 14 exons. The record is from RefSeq and is a predicted model, not a curated record.
GAAACAAACAAAACAGACCCAAAAAAAACACACACAUCACUGAGUGUCCCCUCACAAACCCUAAUCACCCCAAGUCCCAACCACCUUCUUUUGCUGCUUCUACUGUCACAGUGACCAAGCUCCUUCUUUGGCCUAAAACAACUCAAAAGGAACCCUUUUUUCUUUUUAUGCAUACCCACUAAAAUUUUUCCACUAGUUCAGCUCAAUAGCUCAUGGUUCUUCUGCUCACCAGCAUCAUUGAUUCAAAGGGCAAGUAAAAAUUCAAUCUUUUUAUGAUAUCUUUGCAUUUUCAAUCAAUAUUUGAUACCCCAGUUCAUCUUUUAGUUUAGGGUAUUGAGUUGUUUUUGUUGGCCUGGUGAGGUUUGUGUGUGGGGUAAUAUUUGGAGUUAGGUUUUGAUUGGUGAGAGAGAGAGAGGAGAAGCAGUUAUGGUGACUGCUGAGAAUGAGAUUGGUGUUGAGGAUCAUCAGAAGGAGGCUAGUGCUCCAAAGUCUCCAUGGAAGACACCUGUAGCUGAUGAUGGGAAUGGAGCUGAGGUUUCUGUGAUGAUGGGGAAUGAGUCUUGGCCUGCUCUUUCUGAUGCACAGAGACCCAAGAAUGUUGAUUCAGUUGUUGCUAAGUCUGAGGAUUCAGCAGCUUCUGUGAAAAGUGUUGUUGAGGUUUCUCCGAGGCCUCCUACACUGCAGCAGAAGUCGAAUGGUCCUGGAAACAAUCCGUUACAUAAGAUGCCAUCCCGCCAUCAGAAACCAGGCGCUAAGCGCAACCCAAGUGGUGCACCUCCCUUUCCUAUACCAAUGCCUUAUCAUCAACCAGCAGUUACUCCGGUUUAUCAGAUGGUGCCUGCGCCACAUCUUGCCAUUCCCGGAUAUGGUUUCCCUCCUGGUCCUGGGCCUUAUCCAAGUGUUGAGAACGCUAUGGUGAAACCGGGGUCUCAGUCACCAAGACCAGCUUUUGGCCCACCUGCUCAUCCUGUCGAUGCCAAAAAUGCUCCGCCGUCCCCACGAGGGGAUCCAAAUGCAUACUCUGCUAAUUUUUCUACUGGAAGACCAAAUAUGCAAGAACAAGGUGAACACUUAAAUCACGGUUGGCAUCAUCAAAGGCCUUUCCCUGCCAGAGCAAACAUACCAAUGCAACAGGGUAUGGGCCCGAGGAACUUUGUAAGACCUCCAUUUUUCGGUCCCACUCCAGGAUAUAUGGUUGGUCCUGGCUUUCCGGGACAUGUUCCAGUAUGGUAUGGCCCCCCCAUGCCACCUCCUCUCCCCAUUAGAGGAACCCCUCCUCGACAUUUUGUUCCGUAUCCUGUCAGUCCAUCUUCUCAGUCACUGCCUCCAGAAACCAUAGCUUUGAGGGCUAGCAUUGUUAAACAGAUAGACUACUAUUUUAGUGAUGAAAAUCUGCAGAAUGAUCAUUACCUUAUUUCCUUGAUGGAUGACCAAGGAUGGGUUCCAAUAUCCAUUGUAGCUGGCUUUAAAAGGGUCAAGAAGAUGAGCACUGACAUACCUUUCAUCCUUGAUGCACUUCAGAGUUCUGAUGUUGUGGAAGUGCAGGGUGACAAAAUAAGGAAAUACAAUAACUGGUCAAAAUGGAUCCGAGGUUCUUCAGGAAAUUUAGGAUCAUCUGCUGAACAGAUACAACCGAGGCAAGUCGUAGAAGAUGCUUUGAAAUCUUCAGAGAAUACGGAAGUUGAUGGAGAUAAGACCAAGGAUAUUUCUGAAGCAAAUUUUAAAGAUGCUGCUCAAAACCAUAUCCAGUCAAACACAGAUACUUCACAAUCUUCGCAUAUGAAUCAUGAGCAGGAUAGUGAGAUCCAUCAUUCAAAGAAUAAUUCUCACGCAGCAACUGGUCAAAGAGUCAAAUACUCUAAUCACAAUACAACCAAUAGUAAUUUAAGCUUCUACUACAAAGAAACUGAUGCCAAAAUAUUUGAUGAUACUGAGACUGGAAAUGCGGAUUUUUCGGCUGAUACGGAUAUUAGAGACCUUUCCAAUGAUUUCGGUCAUACAUUUAUGCUUGAUGAAGAGAUAGAGCUUGAGCAGAAGAUGCAAAAGAAGACUGAGGUUUCUUCUCCUAGAAGGAUGGAUGAUGACGAUGAUGAGAUGGCUGUCAUUGAACAAGAUGUACAGAGACUUGUGAUCGUUACCCAGAAUAAUGAUUCUAAACAAGGGUCCAGAGGUUCUGGUAAAGAAUCAAAAUCCCUCUCCAAUGAGCUUGCUUCUGCAAUAAACGAUGGGCUUUAUUUCUUUGAGCAGGAACUGAAACAUAGACGGUCUAAUCGUAGAAAGAAUAAUAAUGAUGAUAGAGAUCGAAACUUAAAAUCUCCAAGCCAUACUUCAGGAGUAUCUAAUACUGGUGGAAGCGGCCUGCAUGAAGAAUCUGGAAGCAGUAAUUCUCGAAGGAAACAGAAAACUUAUCACAAGCAAUCAUCUUAUAUAAAGCAGCGCUUUUUCUCUAGCAAUUUUAGAAAUCAUGGAACCGCUCGUAACUCCACCGGGAUCAUAUCUGAAAGCCCACCUAGUAAUUCGGUUGGGUUUUUCUUUGCUUCCACACCUGAAAAUCAUUGUCUCAAACCCUCCAAAUUGAGUAGUUCGCCGCAUGGUGGUCUUUCGAGUAGUUCUCCUGUGGGCUCCAUGCCAAAAUCUUUCCCACCUUUUCAGCAUCCAAGUCACCAACUUUUAGAAGAAAACGGUUUCAAACAGCAAAAGUACGUGAAGUAUCAUAAACGAUGCUUGAAUGAUCGAAAGAAACUUGGAAUCGGUUGCAGUGAGGAAAUGAAUACCCUAUACCGUUUUUGGUGCUAUUUUCUUCGCGACAUGUUUGUUCCUUCUAUGUAUAAUGAAUUUAAGAAACUGGCAAAGGAAGAUGCAGCUGCCAAUUAUAAUUAUGGCAUAGAAUGUCUUUUCAGAUUCUACAGUUAUGGUUUGGAGAAGGAAUUCAGGGAAGAUCUGUACAAGGAUUUUGAACAGCUUACUCUGGAAUUCUAUCAGAAGGGAAAUCUCUAUGGCUUGGAAAAAUACUGGGCAUUUCACCACUAUCGCAAGGCACGCGAACCGUUGAAUAAGCACCCUGAGCUGGACAGGUUGCUCCGAGAAGAAUACCGAAGUUUGGACGAUUUCCGCGCCAAAGAAAAGCACACGGUGAAAGAGGACGCCGAUUAGGCCCUGAGUGUCCCAAUUUUGAUGGCAUCCCAAUUUUGAAAAGAGCUCUAACAACUUUUUAACAUUGUGUGUUUGGAGUAGCAGCCUUGCUUUUUGGGUUUGAAUGCAAAAGAAAGGGGAAGAUUGUUUUUUUUUUUUUUGUUCAAAUAUUUAUAAAAACUGUGGUUUUGAUGAUGCAGGGUUGCUGAUUGCCAAGUUUCUUCUUCUUUUGAUGGAUAUAUCAUUCUAUAUGGUAUACAACUGAUUCCUUUCUUUUUGAGACACUUUGUGGAGACACCCUUUUCUUGUCUCCAAAAAUGUUGUACAUAAGUUGAUAGACUUAGAAGAAAGUUGUGUAACAUUGUCACAUCAUAAGGGAAAUAGGGUCCUUCUUUUUACUUUUGGGAGAGUAAAAAAAGAAAAAAAGAAAGGGGAGGGUUGUACUUAUUUAUGUCUGCCAAAUUUGAACAAUAAGAGUGAGAAUCAUUUUGUAA